Scedosporium apiospermum is the source of this 1716-nucleotide messenger RNA. RefSeq lists its product as uncharacterized. Gene Ontology annotation, molecular function: CoA-ligase activity. Gene Ontology annotation, biological process: secondary metabolic process. The record is from RefSeq and is a predicted model, not a curated record. NCBI's taxonomy places the organism in Eukaryota, Fungi, Ascomycota, Sordariomycetes, Microascales, Microascaceae. The transcript is spliced from 5 exons. Bases 1 to 1716 code for a protein of 571 amino acids.
AUGUCUGAAGUAUAUCGGUCUAAGCAACGAAUCAUCAUUCCCACGGACCUGUCUGUGACAGAGGCCACGCUUCUCAAUGACCCCGAACCUAUUCCAGACGACAAGGUCCUCUUUGAGGAAGCCUUCACCGGCCACACUGCCACGUAUCUGGGCUUCAAGCGCCAAGUAAAGGAGGUAGCAGCCUGGAUUAAGCAGCACCUAAGUCUCGAGGCUGGAGAUAUCGUUACCAUCAUCUCUCCUAGCUCGAUUGACUAUGUUGUCGCCGCGCACGCCGUGUGGUGGCUCGGUGGUGUUGUCUCCAUGAUCAACGAUGGGCAAUCGCCCAAGGAUCUUGCGCACGGAUUGGAGGUGGUCCAGCCGAAAUUCCUCAUCGUGGACAGAACAGUCAUCGACAAAAUUAAUCGAAGUCUACGUACUGCUUCCCACGUUGUCUCCGAUAACCACAUCGUCAUCUUCGGCCAGACUGUAUCGUACCCGUGCUGGUCUGAUACCAUGCGGAGACGACCAGACGUGAAUCCGCCCCCGACUCACAACGACGAGAACAACAGUGGAUGCGCCCUGCCAUCACUCCUGCAACUAGAACCCUACUCGCUCCACAAUGGUGACAAUCGACAGGUCCUUGCGGCGAUUGUGCUCUCGAGCGGAACAACCGGCCGCCCCAAGGCCGUGAUGAUGUCGCACCACAAUCUCAUCGCCGCAAACUACCAGCUUCGCGCUGACAAUCCGCAGAACUGGCGAAGCGACAUGCGCGAGAUCUUCUUCCCCCCUCUGUCCCACGUCUAUGCAACAUACGUUGUCAUGACAGGGGCUGCGUGGCUGGGAUACUACGUGUGUUUAAUGCCACGGUUCGACCUGGAGACCUUUUGCCGCUUGAUGUCGAAGCGAAAGGCGACAGUAGCGCGGCUUGUGCCCCCGGUCGCCAAGAUGCUCGCAGAGAGUCCCAUUACAAAGAGGUUCACGUACCCUUCGCUUGAAUACUUUACUUGUUCGGCCGCCCCUUUGAGUGAAACCACGGCCGCCCAUUUAAGGAAGGUAUUCCCUCACGUUGUACUCUGCCAGACGUACGGUUGCACCGAGGCCGCCGGAGCAUGCGUGCAAAGCGGCGUUCGGGAUCGGGAUAUGGCCAGGAAUGCAACGGGGAAAGUUAUCGCUAAUCUUGAGAUGCGCUUCCUGAAUUCCAAAGGCGAGGAUGUUGGCUCAAAGGGGCCUGGCGAAAUUGCAAUACGAGGACCGAAUAUCAUGAUGGGCUAUCUUCGGGACCCUCGAGCAACUGAAAGCGCCAUGCUUGACGGCGGAUGGUACAAGACAGGCGAUCUUGGAUACCUCGACUCUCGGGAUUAUCUCGUGGUGAACGGUCGGUCGAAAGAUACGAUCAAGUACAACGGAUUCCAAGUGUCCCCGGUGGAGCUCGAGGAAAUUCUCCUUCGCCAUCCCGCAGUGGACGAAGUGGCCGUGUGCGGGGUCUGGAGUGACGAGGCAGAGACAGAGCUGGUGAGGGCAUACAUAGCACUCAAGGCGGGGAUAGAGAGAACUGCAGAGACCGCUUCGUCGAUUUCGAGGUUCCUAGCCGGUCAAGUAUCCGGUUACAAACAGCUUCGGGGAGGCGUGGUGUUCCUGGAUGGGUUGCCUAAGAGUCCGACCGGCAAGAUUCUUAGGAGACUUCUCAAGGACGUGCCACAAGGGACUAGGAGCACCAAUCCCGUCGCUAAAUUAUAA